CCCAAGCAAACACUUUUUUUUUUCCAUCUUUGGUACUACAAAUUAUAUUGCUCAACUUUUACAUCUAAUUUUAAUCUUUUAGGUGUAAGAUGAAGUAACAACAAGAAGUAUAGGUACUAUACAAAGUGGGGAAAAAAAAAAAGUAGAAUUUCAAUAAUAUACCUUCCCAACUUUGGAGAGCAAUUAGGUUGAGGGGAGAACAUGAGUAAACACAUGUUGCUUUUUCCUUUUUUCUUUUUAACCCUUUGCCUUUCCUUCUACAAAUUUUGUUAUUUUGGAAUAGUACUUAGUGAACAAUAGUGAAAAAAAAAGAUUUCCCCCUUAAUCAAGAAAGUGAGAAAGAAUAGAAAUGACUUGUAUCAAUAUUGAAACUCUCAAUAAUGUUCCAUCAAGUAAUGGAUACAACACUAGUGUUACUAAGACAAGAACUUGUCCUUCUUGUGGUCAUUUGAUCAAAUUUGAAGAAAAGGCUGGGAUACACAAUCUUCCAGGGUUACCAGCUGGGGUGAAGUUUGAUCCAAGUGAUCAAGAGAUUCUUGAACAUCUUGAGGCAAAAGUGAGAUUGGAUGCACACAAACUUCAUCCAUUAAUUGAUGAAUUCAUCCAAACAUUAGAGGGAGAAAAUGGAAUUUGCUAUACUCAUCCAGAAAAGUUACCAGGAGUGGCCAAAGAUGGUUUAGUUCGACAUUUUUUUCAUAGACCAUCAAAAGCAUAUACAACAGGCACAAGAAAAAGAAGAAAAGUACACACAGAUAUACAAGGCAAUGAAACUAGAUGGCACAAAACAGGCAAGACUAGACCAGUUGUGUUCAAAAACAAAGUGAAAGGCCACAAGAAAAUACUUGUUCUCUACACAAAUUAUGGGAAACAAAGAAAACCUGAGAAAACAAAUUGGGUAAUGCAUCAAUACCAUCUUGGUGAUAAUGAAGAUGAAAAAGAAGGUGAACUUGUUGUUUCUAAAGUCUUUUAUCAAACUCAACCAAGACAAUGUGGUGGUAACAACAACAACAAUAACAAUAAUUCUCUACUCAAAAAUAAUUGUCCUCCUAUUCCACAAGUUAGAACAAAUAUUGGUCAAGUUGGAUCACAAUUUGUUCAAUGUUUCAAUCCAACUACUCUCAUAUCCUUUGAACAAUUUGAACAUAACACUCGUCCAACGACCACGAUGACGAUGAGUCCUCGUCUUCCGAAUUUUAAUAACCUCCCUGACGCUUCAUUUAUUCCCUGACUCUUUUAUCCUUUUAGAUGAGACAGUCACACACCGAAUGAAUAAGUUAUUGAAACAAAAAUUAGGGUGGACAGGAGGACUACGGGAAGAAUAAGGAAGAGUUCUCUUGUAAAAUUUUCAUUUUUAAUUAUGUUUAUAUUUUUGAUGUGGUUAUCCUAUGUAUUAUUAUUAUUAUUAUUAUUGGUACUUACUUUGUACAAGUGUAUAUGGCUCAUGACUGGGAGAGUGACUAAUUAAUCGAAGUUCAACUGUACAAAGAUAUAUAUACUAAUGUAAUUUUAGCA
Messenger RNA from Capsicum annuum, 1512 nucleotides. RefSeq names its product NAC domain-containing protein 73. Gene Ontology annotation, cellular component: nucleus. Bases 350 to 1228 code for a protein of 292 amino acids. Gene Ontology annotation, biological process: regulation of DNA-templated transcription. The record is from RefSeq and is a predicted model, not a curated record. NCBI's taxonomy places the organism in Eukaryota, Viridiplantae, Streptophyta, Magnoliopsida, Solanales, Solanaceae. The transcript is spliced from 3 exons. Gene Ontology annotation, molecular function: DNA-binding transcription factor activity; transcription cis-regulatory region binding.